AUGGCUUCAGAUUUGGCAGAGCAGGAGCAUCUUUAUGACACAGAUGUAGAAGACGAAGAAGACACAGUAUAUGAUAUUGCUGGACUCACUACUAUUGUAGUAGCAAUAAUUAUCACAAUUGCAUGCUUUGUGCACGCACAAAAGAAAAAAGUAAAACAAAUUACUGCUGUACCAGCACGAGCUGGAGGAGAGGUAAUACCCAGAUACUAUGAAGUUGGCGGCCCAGAAUACAGCAGUACCCCACAAUUAUUGUACGACGAGCCAUAUUAUAGCGGAAAAAGAUCAGAGGAUUUAUCAGAAAUAGAAGAUUCAUCGAAUCAAGGUUCAGGAAUGAUUCCUAUCCAUGAUCAUGCACACCACAGACAACCACUGCCGAUUCCGACCGACACACAACCACCGCUGAUUCCAAUCGACAUACAACCACCGCCGAUCUUUACCAUCGAAGAACCUCUCCCGACUUCAACUGACGAACAGUCACUACCGUCUCAAGAGGCAGAAAAAAUUACCAAAAAGAAAAAAAAGAAGCACGGUGGAUCGCAUCAUCACCACAAACAUCAUCACUCACCACCUACCUAA
This is a messenger RNA of Enterobius vermicularis (human pinworm), 576 nucleotides long. The record is from the annotation of a GenBank genome assembly. Lineage: Eukaryota; Metazoa; Nematoda; Chromadorea; Rhabditida; Oxyuridae.